Messenger RNA from Suillus subaureus, 879 nucleotides. RefSeq lists its product as uncharacterized. The record is from RefSeq and is a predicted model, not a curated record. Lineage: Eukaryota; Fungi; Basidiomycota; Agaricomycetes; Boletales; Suillaceae. The transcript is spliced from 6 exons. Bases 1 to 879 code for a protein of 292 amino acids.
AUGAUUGCCCAACUUCCUCAACUCCCAAUCAGACUUUCUGGUCUCACUGAAGAAAACCUUUUCUACAAGGAGUCUGAGCAAGAGGAAGACCCAAAUGGGCCUACUCCAGCAGGCUCUGAGUGGCAGAUCGACAUGAUGCUCUCUGUUUGGGUCGAAGCCAGAGGGGUCCAAGAUUACACCACCAUAGUAGCAAGUCAACACACCACUGCUUUCUUUCUGACAUACCUGGACCUUUAUGUCCUCAAGACAUCUAGCUUCUUCAUUAUAAAAGCCAAGCUUUUCAAUCCCUUGAAACAUGUUUCUCAGGCAGUAUCUGAGAUGAAAAAGGUCCUCCAUGGUGCUCUGACUGAUGGAUGUGACUGGGUCUUCCUUCUUAUCAAGCUUAAUGUCAAUUAUGACAGAUCCUCUUAUCAGCACUCUGGUAUAUUGCAGUUGGACUCCACAAGGAGUCUCAAUGGCUGGCUAGUGACCGCUGGGCCAUGGCUUGAUUUGAUUGCUGCUAUCUUGUCACAUUGGAGAUACUAUGUAGUACUGUUAGCCAGCACACAGGACAAGCUUCCAGACAAGCUCAAGCUUGCUGUUGACAGCCAAGAGUGCCUUGCUUUGCACCUGAUUGACCCUGUCUGGUUGCCACAAAGGAAGGAAUCAUAUGUCUCUUAUAUCCCAAUGCUUUUGGAACAGCCAAAGUUGUUGGAAUGUAAGAAUGGAUGUAGAGAUCCUCUAGGCAUGGUUCCUUCCCAGAGUGAUCUCCCUUCAUUCGAAAGGGGUGAGCUGCAUGGAGAGGAAUAUGUGCAAAAGCAGCAGUUAAAUGCAGCCAGAUUCCAGAAUGGCACUUUCAUUUCAGGUCAUGCUGAAGAACAUUGGCAGCAGGUAGCAUGA